Messenger RNA from Lactuca virosa, 759 nucleotides. Lineage: Eukaryota; Viridiplantae; Streptophyta; Magnoliopsida; Asterales; Asteraceae. The record is from the annotation of a GenBank genome assembly.
AUGGCAGGCCAAAGCCAGAGAUUGAAUGUUGUUCCAACAGUUACAAUGCUUGCAGUUGUGAAAGCUCGGCUCACUGGUGCAACAAGAGGCCAUGCUCUUUUAAAGAAGAAAAGUGAUGCUUUAACUGUUCAAUUUCGCCAAAUUCUCAAGAAAAUUGUGAACACAAAGGAAUCAAUGGGAACAGUUAUGAAAUCUUCUUCAUUUGCAUUAACUGAAGCAAAAUAUGUUGCUGGAGAAAACAUCAAACACAUUGUCCUAGAAAAUGUCCAAACUGCCACUGUUAGGGUUCGUUCACGCCAAGAGAAUGUUGCAGGUGUUAAGUUACCAAAAUUUGAGUAUUUCACAGAAGGUGAAAUGACCAAAAACGACCUCACUGGACUUGCAAGAGGAGGACAACAGAUACAAGGAUCACGUGUUGCUUAUCUGAAAGCCAUUGAAGUUCUUGUUGAGCUUGCAUCUCUUCAAACAUCAUUUCUGACCCUUGAUGUGGCAAUCAAGACCACAAAUCGUAGGGUUAAUGCUUUGGAGAAUGUUGUGAAGCCAAGAUUGGAGAACACUGUGACUUAUAUUAAAGGAGAGUUGGAUGAACUCGAAAGGGAAGAUUUUUUUAGACUAAAGAAGAUUCAAGGGUAUAAAAAGAGAGAGGUUGAAAAGAAAGAAGAAGCUGCUAAAAAGAUUGUUGUUUCUUCAAGGAGAGGAGGGACACUUUCAUCAGCUAGUAGUUGGUCUAAAAGGAAAGAUGAAGACAUCAUUUUUUGA